Molecule: messenger RNA, 1738 nt
Organism: Cynara cardunculus var. scolymus (artichoke)
Lineage: Eukaryota; Viridiplantae; Streptophyta; Magnoliopsida; Asterales; Asteraceae
Product: probable carboxylesterase 16
Exons: 2
Coding region: 48-1247 (399 amino acids)
Molecular function (GO): hydrolase activity
Source: RefSeq, a predicted model, not a curated record
UCAUCUGUCAUCUUAAAACCCUAAUUCAUCUCCAGAUCCCUAAAUGUAUGAUUUUCUUCUUCAUCAAAAUGCCCUCUGUAUCUGUUAAAUUCUACAGUCUUCUUCAUAAAUUCAUCUUGAAGCGUCAGUUACAAACCCUCACUGAAACCCACACCAAAAGCCCCAAUUAUUUCGGUGUCGUAUCACGCCCCGAUGAAUCCGUUGUUCCAGCUAACCCUAGUUUCUCCCAAGACGGUGUUGCUACCAAAGAUAUCCAUAUUGAUCCUUUAACGUCUCUUUCCCUCCGGAUCUUUCUCCCUGAUUCCGUCCUUGCCGACUCCCGGGGUUUGAAACACGGGGAUGGGGUUUAUGGUGGUUAUGCGCCGAUUUUGCGGGAUAAUUUGCGUAAAUUGCCGGUGAUUGUGCAGUUUCAUGGAGGUGGGUUUGUGACUGGGAGUAGUGAUUCGUUGGGGAACGAUUUGUUUUGUCGGAGGAUUGCGAAGGCGUGUGAUGCGAUUGUGGUGGCGGUAGGGUAUAGGCUUGCACCGGAGAGUAAGUAUCCGGCGGCGUUUGACGAUGGUGUGGAGGCGUUGAAUUGGUUAGCGAAGCAGGCGAAUUUGGCCGAGUGUAGGAUUUCCGGUGGCGUUGACUUGAGGAGGGGGCAGAUUGUUGAUGGUUUUGGUUCUUCUAUGAUCGAGCCUUGGAUCGCCGCUCAUGCUGAUCUUUCGAGAUGUGUCCUCCUUGGCGUAAGUUCUGGUUCAAAUAUUGCAAAUUACGUGACACAAAGGGCAGUGGAAGCUGGGAACCUCUUGGACCCUGUAAGAGUAGUCGCACAGGUCCUUAUGUACCCAUUCGUCAUUGGAAGCACUCCCACAAAAUCCGAAAUCAUGUUGGCUAACUCUUACCUUUAUGACCGAACCAUGGCCAUACUAGCUUGGAAACUUCUUUUACCAGAUGAUCAAUUCAAUCUAGACCAUCCAGCAGCCAACCCUCUGUUGUCUGCUACAAAAGUCCCUCUAAAACACAUGCCUCCUACACUCACGAUAGUAGCCGAACACGAUUGGAUGCGUGACCGCGCCAUUGCAUACUCGCAGGAGCUUCGGAAAGUUAAUGUAGAUGCCCCGGUUUACGAUUACAAAGACGCUGUACAUGAAUUUGCAACCUUUGAGAUGUUUCUGAAGACACCAAAAGCUCAGGCGUGUGCAGAAGAUAUCGCGAUAUGGGUAAAGAAGUAUAUAUCACUCAGAGGCCUCGAGUUCUCCUACUAAAAAUGGAUUAAAUUGGAAAUUUUAAGAGUUGCAGACCUAAAUUUUGAGUUAAUCGAAGCACGACAGAGCACAAUAGAGGUUCUCGCAUUCGUUCUGCUGGUCUCAUGGAUGUGGAAAGUUUCUUCAAAGGUACAUAAGCGAUAAACAUAUUUGAUUGGUGACAUUAUAUUAUCGAGUUAAAUAAGUUUCGGCCAUUAUACCAUAAAAUUUACUUAUUACGGGCAAAGAGUUGAUGAACGUAAUAGUGAAGAGGUCGGAAUUUGUUUUACUCGAUAGUACGAGAGGGAAACAAAUAUGUUUCGGUGUAGAUAACAUCACCCACAAGUAAUGAGUGGCACAUUUGGACCAAGUUGUGAAACAGAUUUUAUUGAUUCUUUUGUUUUUCCUUAUUGUUAAUAGUUAGUAUACAUGUAAAAUCCAUCUUAUUUUUGUACUCCUUAAGAACUGCAUAUUCUUGGCCAUUUGUUCAUUGUGAAUCUGGUGUUUUAUUU